CAUAUAGAAUAGAAUGUGCAUAUACAAUGUUGGGGUAAUGGGCCAACUCUGGUCUAAAUCCCAGUUCCCAUGACAUGUCACACUUAUAACCUGACAUACAGAAGACAUAUUUUAGUAAUAUGAUGGCUUUACCUAACCUAAAGUAACCUCGACCUUUAGUUAUCUGACAUAUAGUAGCCUUGACCUCUAACAACCCCACAGUAAGUGAACCGUGUCAGAUGGGAUGUAGCGGUUUAAGUUUCUGCAGCAACUUUAAUAAUAGACCAACAUCUUUGUUUCGAAGUUGCAACGCAUUCAGUGAUGAGAUCGCUAGUGACGACUUCAGAUUAUGGUCGGACGGCGUCAUCCGCACACCGUUUGCUGAGAUCCCGGUUCACAACAUUAAAACUUGCCAACCAGAACAAUGGAAAGCUGUGGCUUGUGCUCUGCAGAUUAAACCAUGUAGUCGUCGUACUGGAGAGAGCAUCAUAUGCAGAUCUGAUUGCUUACAAUUAUUAUACAAAUGUGCCGACUUCUCACGAUUUCCAGCCAGAAUGACGGUAGCGGAGUUAUGCGACCUCAUGUCCCCUGCCGACCAACAGACAGACUGCAUAUCUAUUUCAACCUACACAAGACCAAGUCACGUGGUGAAGGAAAUGACGUCAAACGUCACUCAACCAUGUCUUUCCAAUCCUUGCCCUGAAGGUGAAGUUUGCGUCAUCAAUAGAUCGCCUUGUGACAUCACAGAGAGUUGUCCCACCUACCACUGUCUACCAGGUUUGUUCUAACGGAUGACGCAUGACGCAAGCCAUUGGAAAUCUUUCUUUUUAACGCAUCACGC
Messenger RNA from Ciona intestinalis (vase tunicate), 820 nucleotides. Lineage: Eukaryota; Metazoa; Chordata; Ascidiacea; Phlebobranchia; Cionidae. The record is from RefSeq and is a predicted model, not a curated record.